Chrysochloris asiatica (Cape golden mole) is the source of this 7836-nucleotide messenger RNA. RefSeq names its product ectopic P-granules autophagy protein 5 homolog (C. elegans) (gene EPG5). The record is from RefSeq and is a predicted model, not a curated record. Bases 100 to 7836 code for a protein of 2578 amino acids. Gene Ontology annotation, biological process: autophagosome maturation. The transcript has 44 exons. Gene Ontology annotation, cellular component: cytoplasm. Lineage: Eukaryota; Metazoa; Chordata; Mammalia; Afrosoricida; Chrysochloridae.
AGAUCCGAUCAUGUGACAGUCUAGAGGCCGGAUCUGGGCUGGUGACGGGACGCUCUGAGUUUUGACAAAACAAACGGCGACGCCGCCGCCGCCGGGUCUAUGGCUGAGGCGGUGAGGGCCCCUCGCCGGGCCAAGGCCAAGGCCAGCCGGACUAAAGUCAAGGAAAAGAAGAAAUGUGAAACCCUUCAGAGGGAAGAGUCCCAAGACGUCUUCCUUCUAGAAACUUCCAGAGAGCAAGAAAUCCCUCUUGCAGUGGAUGAAACCCAAGAAGAUCUGAUUUUGAAAAUAACUGACUCCCAGCCACAGGAUGAAGCCAGUGAACAAAAGGAGAGUGAAAUGUUUGAUGUUCCACUCACCUCCCUAACUAUAAGCAAUGCUGGCUCCUUGACAUGUGUCACCAACACCCUAACAGAAGGGGGAGAGGUCAGAGCCCAUGUUGAGGAAGGAGCCAUCAAGCCAAAGGUCAACCUUGGAGACGAUGUUGGAACCAAAGUAGAAACCCCCAAGAACUUUACAGAAAUAGAAGAAAAUAAAUUGUUACAUUGUGGACCUUCAGAAAGCAUUCUGCAGCCUGAUUUUUCUCAUUUUCAACAAGAAAUGGGAACUUUGCAGGUUCUCAGAGCAUCUCAUAAUAGGACAGAAGACAAACAAGACUUGGCUCUGUCUUCAGAGGUGCUACACAGUGUUGGCUUGCAGAGUUCUUGUGAAGCCACAGUUUUAAACCCACCUGUAGUGAAAAAACUGUAUCCCCAGUUGCCCUCUGAAAUGACUAGAGAAGAACCAGCUUUGGUGGCUGUGAAACCUCUAUUGCGUAAUGAACGACUCUAUCCUGAACUGCCAUCUCAACCAGAACUAGUACCAUUUACUAAAGAACAGCUAAAAAUCUUUGAGCCUGGCUCCUGGCUGGAGAACAUUGAGUCAUACUUAGAAGAAUUUGACUGCAUGGCUCAUCAGGACAGGCAUGAGUUUUAUGAGUUGCUUUUGAACUACUCACGCUGUAGGAAGCAGCUGCUGCUGGCUGAAGCUGAGCUACUUACCCUGGUAUCUGAUUGCCAAAAUGCUACAAGUCGACUGUGGCACUUUAAGGAGGAACAAAUGUCUGUCCAGGGUAUCUGUGCAGAUCAAGUGAAAGUUUCAGGCUAUCAUCGCUACGAGAGAGUAGAGCUGGAUGAAAAUGCACUAGCAGAGCUAAAGAAGAUCUUUGACGCCAAAUCCGAGCACCUCCACCAGAUCCUGGCUCUGCAUUCUUACACGUCUGUGCUCUCGAGAUUACAAGUGGAGUCUUACAUCCAUGCUCUGCUCAAUAGUUCAGCUGUUCUGAGAUCUUUAGCAAUUCAUCAGCAAGGUCUAGUGUUGAAACAGAUAGGAAGUGUUCCCUCUGAUCUGUGUCAGCUGAAGGAGUGCAUCAGUGUCCUGUUCAUGUUUACCAGGAGAGUUCACGAGGAUGCGCAGUUCUAUGAGGAUGUCCUUCUCUGGCUGCAGAGACUGGUGUCAGUGUUACAAAAAGUUGGCUAUCCUGGAGAUCAUCUCUUCCUUCUGAACCAUAUUAUCCGAUGCCCUGCUGGUGUUAGUAAAUGGGCCGUUCCUUUCAUCCAGAUCAAAGUGUUGAAUAACCCAUCGGGAGUCUUUCAGUUUAUGCAGUCCCUUGCCCUGCUCAUGUCUCCUGUCCAAAAUCGAGCAGAUUUCAUGUGCCACAUGAAGCCAUGCGAGCGCAGCCUGACUUCCUCGGGGUCGGUGUCGGGGACCUGGACUCUAGUGGAUGAGGCGGGGGAAGAGGACGAAGACCCUGAGACUAGUUGGAUUCUCCUUAAUGAAGAUGACUUGGUUAUCCUUUUCUCCCAGUUUCCAUUUCAUGAACUCUUCCAGCAUCUUCUUGGGUUUAAGGCAAAUGGUGAUUAUUUACCAGAAACAACAAGACCUCAAGAGAUGAUGAAAAUUUUUGCCUUUGCCAAUUCGUUAGUGCAACUUCUGGCUGUGGGAUUGGAAACCUUUAACAGAGCUCGCUAUCGGCAGUUUGUGAAGCGCAUUGGUUAUAUGAUCAGGAUGACCCUUAGUUACGUGAGUGACCAUUGGGCGCAGUAUGUGAGCCACAACCAAGGCUUGGGGUUGGCCCUACAGCCCUAUUCCCUGGAGAAGCUGCAGGUUGAGUUCGAUGAGCUGUUUUUGAGGGCUGUUUUACAUGUGCUAAAAGCCAAAAGGCUCGGCAUUUGGCUGUUUAUGUCUGAAAUGCCCUUUGGGACGCUGUCAGUCCCGACGCUGUGGAAGCUCUUCUACCUCAUGCACCAGGUGGAAGGUGGGAGCCUGGAGAAGCUCUGCGCCACCCUCUUGCCUGCCCAGUGCAAGGCGCACCUCCAAGACCCGGAGCAUUUUGUGCACUUUGAGAAGUGUCUUUCUUCCAUGAAUAGCUCAGAAGAGAUUUGCCUUCUGACUACAUUUGCUCAGAUGGCACAGGCCAGAAGAACCGACGUGGAUGAAGACUUCAUAAAAAUUAUUGUUCUGGAGAUAUAUGAGGUAUCUUACGUCUCCCUGACCACCAGAGAGACUUUUUCUAAGGUUGGUCGAGAGCUUUUAGGAGCCAUUACAGCUGUUCACCCUGAAAUCAUCUCGAUCCUUCUAGAUAGAGUUCAAGAGACCAUUGAUCAUGUUGGAAUGGUUUCUUUAUACUUGUUUAAAGAGUUGCCUUUGUAUCUUUGGCGACCUUCUACCUCUGAGAUAGCUGUAAUUCGGGAUUGGUUAUUGAAUUAUAACCUGACAGCUGUGAAGAACAAACUGGCCUGUGUUAUUUUGGAAGGACUGAAUUGGGGAUCUGAUGAACAGGGUGUCCUUCAUCUGAAUCAGGCAGUUCAUGCUGAAGUGGCUCUAAUGGUUCUGGAAGCUUACCAGAAGUACCUUGCACAGAAGCCAUACGCUGGGCUUCUUACUGAAAGUAUGAAACAGGUUUCAUAUUUGGCCAGUAUUGUUCGCUAUGGAGAGACUCCUGAGACUUCAUUUAACCAAUGGGCCUGGAACUUGACCUUGAGGUUGAAACUGCACAGAAAUGAUUAUGGGAUACAGCAGAACUGUCCAACCGUUCCCUUCUCCAGAACUGUGCCUGACAUGACUGAGUCAGCCACGUUCCAUCCGCUCUUGAAGGCUGUGAAAGCAGGCAUGCCCAUUGGCUGUUACCUUGCCUUGUCCAUGACGGCUGUGGGCCACAGCAUCGAGAAGUUCUGUGUGGAAGGCAUCCCACUGUUGGGAAUUCUGGUACAGUCCAGGCAUUUGAGAACAGUGGUCCAUGUCCUGGAUAAGAUUCUGCCUUUGUUCUACCCUUGCCAGUAUUAUCUUCUGAAAAAUGAGCAGUUUCUAUCUCACCUCCUUUUGUUCCUGCACUUGGACAGCGGUGUCCCUCAGGGCGUCACACAACAGGUCACCCACAAGGUGGCACAACACCUGAUGGGAGGCAGCCACGGAGACAAUGUGAAACUUCUCAACAGCAUGAUCCAGGCGCACAUAUCUGUGAGCACUUGGCCCAAUGAAGUGGGUCCUGUUGCUGUGCUGGAGUUCUGGGUUCAGGCUCUUAUCAGUCAGCAUCUGUGGUACCGGGAGCAGCCCAUCCUUUAUCUCAUGGACCACUUGUGUAAAACGGCUUUUCAGCUGAUGCAGGAGGACUGUGUGCAGAAAUUACUCUACCAGCAACACAAGAAUGCUCUCGGCUACCACUGUGACCAGAGUCUGCUCUCUUCUUUGGUUAGCUGGAUUGUGGCUGGCAACAUCACACCUUCAUUUGUGGAGGGCCUGGCCUCACCCACUCAGGUGUGGUUUGCGUGGACUGUACUGAACAUGGAGUCCAUCUUUGAAGAAGAUUCCCAGCUUCGAAGAGUUGUUGAAGGGGAAUUGGUUAUAAACUGUGCUUUCACUCCGGACCAAGCUCUGAAGAAAGCCCAGGCCCAGCUGAAGCUCCCCAUCGUCCCAUCCUUCCAGAGGCUGCUGAUUUAUCGCUGGGCCCACCAGGCCCUGGUCACACCUGCUGAUCACCCUUUAUUGCCACUUAUCUGGCAGAAGUUCUUCCUCCUGUAUCUUCACCGCCCAGGACCCCAAUAUGGGUUACCCAUAGAUGGCUGUAUUGGAAGGAAAUUCUUCCAGAGCCCUGCUCAUAUCACUUUGUUGAAAGACAUGAAGAAACGCCUGACCGAGGUGGCUGACUUCCACCAUGCUGCAAGCAAGGCCCUUCGCGUUCCAGCAGAGGGCAGUGAAGGGCCGUGUGAGAGCCAGGCAGGCACCCCUGGAUACCUGACCUCGCCAGCGCUGCACACAGAACUCGUGAGGCUCUUCAAUGUAUAUAUAUUAUGGCUAGAAGAUGAGAAUUUUCAGAAAGGGGACACGUAUAUCCCUUCCCUACCUAAGCGUUAUGAUAUUCACAGACUGGCAAAAGUGAUGCAGAACCAGCAGGAUCUCUGGAUGGAGUAUGUGAACAUGGAACGCAUGCAGCACGAGUUUCAGGAAACUAUUGGCCUGUGGACACAGGCCAAGCUUGAGUCCCAUUCCCCACCCUGCGGUCUGUCAGUACAGCUGGACUUCACUGACCCUUUGUUGGCUAAAGAAAGGGUUUUGGGUAACUUACGGAAACAUGAGGCUCCCCAUCCUCCCCUUGUUCUGGACCCAAUGAGACCUCCUGUACCAGUGAUUUCCUCAGCCACCCUACUGAGUCAGAAGGAGACCACCCAGCUUGUGUACGUGGACCUGAAUCUACUGCAACAGCAGGCCAGAACUGCAGCUCUUCGGGAAUCUCAACAGGUUGCCCUCGAUAGUGAGCUUCUGGACACAAUACCCAAACAAUAUGUUAAUCGACAAGAGCAAAUCACACUACAGUUGGAGUGUAGAGGCAGUAGUGGUAAGAAAUGCCAAGGAGCAGCCGUUGUAACAGUUCAGUUUGAAGGGAUGCAUAAGAACGAAGCAGUAAGCCAACAGCUCUAUGGUUUGCGGAAAGAAGGGAAACAUUUGCAAACAGAAGCUGCAAAACCACCAUCACUUCGUGUCGUGGAAGCUGCUGUACAUGCAGAAAACCUGAUUACGGCCUUAGUGAAUGCCUACAAGUUGCAGCCUAUACCUGUCAUUCAGAAAGUUGGCAUUAGCCUCUUCUUUACUGUUGUGGAUUAUGUCAGCGAUGAGACACAGCGUCAUCCUCCCACAAGGCAGUUCUUUACUUCGUGCAUUGAGAUCUUGGGACAGGUGUUCAUCAGUGGCACAAAAUCAGAAUGCAAGAAAGUACUGCAGACCAUCCUGAAGAACAGGAGGCUCUGCUCCCUGCUGUCUCCUGUCUUCACUCCCAACGCUGCUCCCGCAGAGUUCAUACAGCUGUACGAGAAAGUGGUCAGGUUUCUCAGUGAGGACAAUGGUGAUAUGAUUUUCAUGCUGCUGACCAAGUUUGAUCUUAAGCAAUGGCUAAACACCACUAAACCUCCUCUGGCUGAUCGUACCAGGCUACUGGAAUCCAUUCAUUUGGCCCUUACUGCCUGGGGCCUUGAACCAGAGGAAGAGAUUUUGCUGCCAUUUAAUCUUUUCUGCAAGCACUGGACUUACCUUCUUCUCUACCAGUUCCCUGAUCAAUACAGUGAUAUUCUCAGGCUGCUGUUGCAAAGCUCUGCUGACCAACUACUGAGCCCUGAGUGUUGGAAAGCCACUCUGAGAGCAUUGGGCUGCUGUGCCCCUGACUGCCAGCAGGGGGCAGCUUCUACCAAGAGUUCGGUGUUGCAAAGCUCGCCAGCUGUUCCUUUGUCCGACAAGCAGGUCAUGGAGACUGUACAGUGGCUCUCAGACUUUUUUUACAAACUUCGCUUAUCCAAGUUGGACUUUAAGAGCUUUGGCUUGUUCUCAAAGUGGAGUCCUUACAUGGCUGAUGUGAAGACACUGUUGGGAUACCUUGUGAGAAGGCUGAUCGACUCUGAAAUGGCUGGCUUGGCCCAAGAUCCAUCUGCCAGCAGCAAAACAGUGCUGAGAUGCCUGCAUUCCCUGAUCAUCCAGCUCUUUAAACCAUGGAUCCUGGUUUUAGAGGACAGCGAAAGCAAUCAGCGACAUUACCCCUGGCUGGAGAGUGAUGCUGUGGUGGCCACAAGUAUAGUGCAGUUAUUCACCGACUGUAUUGACUGGUUACAUGAGAGUUUUAAAGGCAAACUGUUGCCUGGUGACGAAGGAGCGCUCUGGUUACACCUGAUGCAUUAUUGUGAAGCAUGCACGGCACCCAAGAUGCCCGAGUUCAUCCUCUACGCCUUCCAUAGCGCGUAUAGGAAGCUCGCAUGGCGGGAUCUGCGCCCUGACCAGGUGCUCAUGGAGGCCUUCUUCAAAGUGGAACGAGGAAGCCCCAAGAGCUGUUUCUUGUUUUUGGGGUCUAUACUCUGUGAAGUGAAUUGGGUUAGUGUGCUUGCGGAUGCCUGGAAUCCCAGCCCCCAGCCUGAAACCAGAAGCAUGAUCGUCUGCCUCCUUUUCAUGAUGAUUUUAUUGGCAAAGGAAGAUCAACUAGUAGACCAAACCGAUUCGUCUUUGCUUAACCUCCUUGGACAGACGAGUUCACUGUCAUGGCAUCUUGUGGAUAUUGUGUCAUACCAGAGUGUGAUGGGUUACUUCAGCAGCCAUUAUCCACCAUCCAUUAUCCUGGCUAAAGAGUCUUCUGCUGAAUCGAUUUUGAAGCUCCUCAAAGAGUCUGCGGGCCUUUCUAUUCCAAUCAGCGGCCAGAAACACCUUGAUGCAGUUCCAAAAUGCCGAACUUUCACUCAUCAGAUGGUCCAGUUUCUCAGUACCCUGGAACAAAAUGGAAAAAUCACCUUAGCAGUCCUGGAACAGCAAGUGUCUAAGCUCUUAGACAAUAUCAUUAUCUUUAACCUGCCUGACCUGGACAGCCAGACCCGCCACAUGGCGCUCAGUAGCCUCUAUGUGGAAGUCCUGAUGAUGAUGAACAACACAACUGUUCCAACUGCAGAGUUCCUCCGGGGCAGUAUCCGGACCUGGAUUGGCCAAAAAGUGCACGGGCUGGGGGUGCUGCCCAUCCUAACAGCAGCCUGCCAGAGCCUGGCUUCCGUCCGCCACAUGGCUGAGAUGACAGAAGCCUGCAUCCUGGCCUACUUCACUGAAGACUCCCUCAGUCCAAAUUUAGGUUGGGGCCCCAUCCUGGUGUCCCUUCAGGUUCCUGAACUCACCAUUGAAGAAUUUCUGCGGGAGUGCCUGUCCCUGGGCAGUUAUCUGACUCUCUAUGUCUACUUGCUCCAAUGUUUAAAUAGUGAACAGACUCUAAGGAAUGAUAUGAAAGUGCUGCUCAUCUUAAGCAAGUGGUUGGAACAGGUAUAUCCAAGCUCUGUGCAGGAAGAGGCAAAACUGUUCCUGUGGUGGUACCAGGUCCUGCAGCUGUCCCUGAUUCAGACAGCCCAGAACGACUCGGUCGUGACGGAAUCUGUCAUUCGGAUUCUGCUCAUGCUUCAGAACCGGCAGAGCCUGGUGGCUGAGGAGAGGCUCAACUCUGGCAUUCUGGGGGCAAUCGGGUUGGGCCGGAAGUCACCCUUGUCAAACAGGUUCCGAGUGGUCGCCCGAAGUAUGGCUGCCUUCCUUGCAGUUCAGGUUCCUACCGAUGAGCAGAUCCGGCUGAAGCCUGGCUCUGAGAUACACCUGAGUCUGAAAGCUCAGCAGGCUCUGAGUGCUCUUGAAUCUAUGCCACUAAGUAAGCAGUAUGCUGAAUACCGGGAUCAGAUCUCUCAGGCCACCCAGUUUGUAAAGCAUCCUGACCACUGCCUCCAAGAUGGGAGAAGUUUCCUGGCUCUUCUUGUUAACUGUCUCUAUCCAGAAGUGCACUAUUUGGACCACAUUCGAUAG